CAUGUCCAUAAGGAAAGGUGAUGUGAGGCUGAAUUCAAUACAAUCGUCGCGAAAAGAGUAUCAUUGAUGUAUUGCCUUCCCAUUAAGACCAAUUGAAAGUAAGCCCCACCUCGGAAUCGGCGGUUAGGUACAGUGAUGAAUCAAAAAGUAAUCUAAGCAACUGGGCGCGCGAUGACGAUCCUGGGCGCGAAAACUCAGAACAGCCUCAUGACGCCCGAGAAAGUUUCAGUGUCAAGGAGUAGCACAGAGUGGGAACUGGUGACAUUCGCGGAGUUGGAAACUGAUCUUUAUUGCCCGUCAAUAUCGUUCAUCAUAUCCCCAAUUCUGCUAGUAGACCCUUGUUCUUGCUUCGAAGAUUCUAUUGCUUCCGGGAGGGUUGCGCCAGGUGCUCUGCUCGGAAGAUGGGGCGCCAAUUACUUCAGCGUGGACGACCCUUUGACGAAAAUACCAGUAAGCCUGUGGGCCUUUGAGGGUAGACUCAGACGUCCUAUGGAUGGUCGCCGCUUUGAAGAUGUUCACAGGUUGGAAUUACGGUUUCAUCUAAUAUUGACUGAAGAGGCGUGGUUGAUUAUAUUCAAGUUCUUCUUCUGUGACGUAUGCUUGUGA
This is a messenger RNA of Guyanagaster necrorhizus, 606 nucleotides long. RefSeq lists its product as uncharacterized. The record is from RefSeq and is a predicted model, not a curated record. The transcript is spliced from 3 exons. NCBI's taxonomy places the organism in Eukaryota, Fungi, Basidiomycota, Agaricomycetes, Agaricales, Physalacriaceae. The coding region runs from base 172 to 606 and encodes 144 amino acids.